Messenger RNA from Bactrocera tryoni, 1942 nucleotides. RefSeq names its product bystin (gene bys). The record is from RefSeq and is a predicted model, not a curated record. Gene Ontology annotation, biological process: rRNA processing. NCBI's taxonomy places the organism in Eukaryota, Metazoa, Arthropoda, Insecta, Diptera, Tephritidae. The transcript has 7 exons. Bases 88 to 1398 code for a protein of 436 amino acids. Gene Ontology annotation, cellular component: cytoplasm; preribosome, small subunit precursor; nucleolus. Gene Ontology annotation, molecular function: snoRNA binding.
UUUUAAGUCAAAACUAGAAAAACAAUAAACGCACGUGUGAUUUUAUAAAGAGCUCUCAAAAUUAAUUUGGAAUAAUAAUAAAACAGUAUGGUUAAGCCAAAAAAAGCUAAUUUAGUUCAAAAUAAAAAUGUAGCUUUGGAGAAGCAAUUAGUUCAGGGUAAAAUAACGAAGCGAAAAAACAAAGAUAAGUUUCAUUUGCGCGCAGAAGAAAGUUCGGUGCUAGAUAGCAAAACAAGCAAAAAAAUUUUAGAUGCUGCGAAAGCCCAACAGUUGGAACUUAACGAUGAUAAUUUCCCUAGCCUAGGGGGGAAAAAAGCCUACACUCAUGUCAACAUAGGAGAAAUUGCUGAAGAGGACGAAAAUAAAGAUGUCACUGAAAAUGACUUUAUGGAUAAUUUAGAAAUCGAUGAAGAAGAUGCCAAAGCAUUCGAACGUUUUCAAAAUCCUCAGGAAGGAAAACGAACAUUAAAAUUAUCUGAUAUCAUACUGGAAAAAAUUCAAGAAAAACAACAAGAUAUUCAGAGUAAACUCACUGAUAAUGGAUCUCUUAAUAUAGAGGAUAUAGACCCCCGGGUGCGAGAAAUGUAUGAAGGAGUUAGGGAUGUAAUGAAGCGCUAUCGAAGUGGGAAAGUGCCGAAAGCAUUUAAAAUUAUUCCAAGACUACGAAAUUGGGAGCAGAUUUUAUUUAUAACGGAACCGCAUAAUUGGAGUGCUGCAGCUAUGUUUCAAGGAACUCGUAUAUUUUGUUCAGUUCUCUCGCACGCAAUGGCUCAGCGGUUUUAUAAUUUGGUUUUGUUGCCGCGGAUAAGAGACGAUCUUUGUGAAUAUAAAAAACUUAAUAUGCAUUUGUACAAUGCUUUAAAAAAAGCACUAUUCAAACCAGCUGCUUUUAUGAAAGGUAUAAUACUUCCUUUGUUAGAGGCUGGCGAUUGCACAUUGCGAGAAGCAAUUAUAUUUGGAAGCGUCAUCGCACGCAGUUCGAUUCCGGUAUUGCAUUCAUCAGCAUGUUUACUCAAAAUAUGUGAAAUGGGAUAUACAGGAGCAAAUUCAAUAUUUAUUCGCUACUUUCUUGACAAGCGUUAUGCCUUACCUUACCGUGUUAUCGAUGCCGCCGUAUUUCAUUUCAUUAGAUUUGAAAAUGAUAAACGUGAAAUGCCUGUAUUGUGGCAUCAAAGCUUAUUAACGUUUGCACAACGUUAUAAGAACGACAUUUCUUCCGAGCAAAAAGAAGCUUUGCUUAAUUUAUUAAGAAAGCAAUCACACCCAAAGAUUACACCUGAAAUUCGAAGAGAACUUUUGGCAUCAAGUUGUAGAGAUAUUGAAAUGAUGGAAUAUGGCAAUGAGACUGCUGCAAUGCCAGUAGAAAUGUACACUGAUAAAGAUGUUUGCUAUGAGUAAACAUGUUCAACGUAUAGCAUGUAAAUUUAUUUAUUGCUAGUUAUCAAUAAUUAACCAAGAUUUCUUGAAAAGCUUUUAUUUAUCUAAAAACUAGAAGAAGAGAGGACAAAAUGAGAGCGUAAAAAGCAGAGUGAGCUGUUAAGGGAUCGUCCCAAUGUGAAAAUUUCGAAUUAUAUUUAUAUUAUACAUUAUCGGAUAGUAGGCACUGUAUUCUCUCAUAUUUUGAAAACGAAAUACAAAUUAAUACAAAUUAUUACGGUCACUACAACGUUUCAUGUAGAAACGGAACAGAGUGGGGAACAUAGCGACUCCAAUCUAUAAACGCUUUUUUCUCAGAGUGUUUUUCUAAACGAUUUCCACUCUCAAAAGAAGUGUUUUGAAGAUAUCUAGCUCCAAAUUGGAAAGAACAUUUUAAUCGUCAUUCUCUAUAGCGCUAUGAAAGCUUUGUUUUGGGGACAUCGUACAAUACCUUUUUUUUACGUGUCAUUUCAACACUUUAUUUAACUAUUAUACACCCAAUGAAUAAAUAUAAAAAAAUAUCAUU